AUGCUGCUCGCCGCCAUUCCCGCUUUCUCCCCCUUCCGGGGAGUCCUCCCCUUGUUGCUGCUCGCGCUGCUAAUCGCGUCGCCCCCAUCCCUUUGCGCGGCGGAGCGAGUCACGCGCCUCGUCCUCCUGCCUAGUAACGCGUACAGCGCGAAAUGCCUCGACGGGAGCCCCAUUUCUCCCCGUUCCUCCCCCCCUUCCCCCUCCCACCCCUCCCCCCCUUCCUCCCGCGCACCCACUCUCCGCCGUCCAGUCCCCCCGCGUACUACUUCCGCGCGGGGGCGGGCGCGGGGAGGUGCAAGUGGCACGUGCAUCUCCCCACGGGCGGCUGGUGCUUCACCCCGCAAGACUGCCUCGAUCGCGCCAAAUCUAGCCUCGGUUCCUCGCGCUUCUGGGCCAGACGGCUCCCCGCGGUCGUUGGAAACGGCGGAGACAUCAACACCACGGCUCCCUGCGGUCGUUAAAAACGGCGGAGACAUCAACACCGUGAGUGGCGCACCCCCCCUUCCUGUCUCUCUCCCCCCGGGGCCCUGUGAGACGUGUCGUCUCUCCACCCUCUCCUCUUCUCCCCAGUCAUUCGAGACAGCGCAGCCAACCCCGUGCUCCACUCCCACUCACUCUCUCGUGCCCUCUCUUACUCCCACUCUCCCCCUCCUGUCCCCUCUUCCCCACCGUCCCUCCCUCCCCCACCACCAGGCAUCCGAGGAAUAUCAACAGCAGGGCGGGCUGCUAUCCCAGGAUAGCGCAGCCAACCCCUUCUUCUCCCAGCAAAUCGCAUCCAAUCCCUCUUACUCCCACUCCCCCCCCCCCUCGCCAGGCAUCGGAGGAAUACCCACAGGCAUCCUUGGAAUUCCCACAGCUGGGCGGGCUGCUAUCGCAGGACAGGACAAUCAACCCCGUGUUCCACGCGUGGAACCUGACCUGCGCACGAGGAGGGGCAUGGGGGCGGCGUCUCAAGAUGCUCUUGCUCAGGCAGCCAUGCUGGUGCCCAUGCCAUCAUCAUGCACUGCGACCGCUUCCCACCUCUCUCCCCCUUAUGACCGCCUCCCACCCAUCUCCACCCUCUUAUCACACCAUCAUUUCUUCAGACCUGCGCACGAGGAGGGGAAUGGGGGCGGCGUCUCAAGUCUCCGCACGAGGAGGGGCAUGGGGGCGGCGUCGCAUGUUCUCUUCUCGGGCAGCUCAGCGGGCGGCCAUGCCAUCAUCAUGCACUGCGACCGCCUCGCUGCCGCCUUCCCCCGCGCCAAAGCCACCUGCCUCUCCGACUCGGGCUUCUUUGUCGAUGCUAAGGACCGCUUUGGACAGAACUUCUGGAGGGGAAGGAUUCAGGCGCUCACCGCUCUGCACCGCAUCAACGUCCCGAAAUGCCCAGCAGCAGGAUCACAAGUGAAGGACAACUGGGUCUGCUUCCUCCCGGAAAACUCCCUCCCUCAGAUCACCACUCCCCUCUUCCUCUUCCAGUUUCACUUCGACCCGCGCGUCAUCUUCCACGAGAAUCAGCUGCCAAGACUGCCAAGAAACAGUGAUCAUAAUCCGCCAAUGUCAGUCAUCGCGCUCGCGCUGCUUGCCUCCUCCCGCCCCACAUGCUCCCGAUUCCCCCCCUUGCCCGCGCUCCUCCUCCCCCUGCUGGCGCUGCUCCUCGCGGCGCUGCCCCGCUCCCUGUGCGCGGCGGGACGAGUGAACCGACUUAAAUCCGCUACCGCGACGCGCCUCGUGCUCCUGCGCAAUAACGCGUACGGCGCGAAAUGCCUCGACGGCAGCCCCCCCGCGUACUACUUCCGCGCGGGCGCGGGCGCGGGGAGGCGCAAGUGGCACGUGAAUUUCCCCCGGGGCGGAUGGUGCUUCUCCCCGGCGGAGUGCCUCGAGCGCGCCAAUUCCUCCUUCGGCUCCUCGCGCUUCUGGGCCACACGUCUCCCCGCCAUCAUAGAAAACGGCGGAAUGAUCAACAGCGUGAGUGACAGCUGA
Molecule: messenger RNA, 1962 nt
Organism: Closterium sp. Naga37s-1
Lineage: Eukaryota; Viridiplantae; Streptophyta; Zygnematophyceae; Desmidiales; Closteriaceae
Source: the annotation of a GenBank genome assembly